CGCUUUGGCCGAGUGGUUAAGGCGUGUGCCUGCUAAGUACAUGGGGUUUCCCCGCGAGAGUUCGAAUCUCUCAGGCGACGCUUGAUCUUUUUCUGUUAUCAUUUUGGUUCCAAAUUUCUAUUUGUUGCACGGUUUGAGUCCUGAAUCCUAGUGGCCGAUCUAUGUUGUUCCAUCUUGCCACUCCUUCUUCUAUUCCCACUGCCAUUUUUUUUUUUCUUUCCAACACAACACAACAAACGCAGUACAUAACAACUUUUGUUACCUUGGCGCCGCCACACCAACAUGCCAGCCUUCGCCAUUUCCAACAACGCUGCCGCCGCCACGUGGAAAAUUCCCCAAUUCAACACUUGUCACUUUCCUCACACCCCAUCCAUCGUUCUCCACCAUUCUCUCCUCAACACCCGCGCUUUCAGGAUCCACUGUGUCCCCCAAGAACCCCUCCCCUCAUUGCAACAAACCAAACACGAUCAACCCUCUUCCAGUGGCGGCGGAGGUCACGGUGACGCUGACGGCGAUGGUGGCGGCGGCGGCGGCGGAGACGGAGACGGAGGUCAAGGAGGAGGAGAUGAAGAGUUCGGACCCUUGUUGAAGUUUGAAGCCGUUAUGAGAGAAUCGAAAGCUCGUGGUGUCAAGUUGCCUCCGGAUAUGGAGGAGGCUGCGAGGAUCACUGGCAUUCGGGAAAUGUUUCUUCUUCGUUACAUGGAGUUGCAGGGUUCGUCUUGGCCAGUGUCUUUUCUGAUCCAGCAUUGUGCUAUGCUGAGAAAUCGAAUGCUAGCUGACCCUUCUUUUCUUUUCAAAGUUGGAACCGAGAUUGUUAUAGACUCUUGUUGUGCAACCCUUGCGGAGGUUCAGAAGAGAGGCAAGAAUUUCUGGGCUGAAUUUGAGUUGUACGCUGCUGAUCUUCUGGUUGGAGUGGUUGUUGACAUUGCUUUAGUGGGUCUAUUAGCACCAUAUGCUCGAAUUGGCAAGCCUUCUUUUUCAAAAGGUUUGCUUGGACAAAUUCAGCAUGCUUGUGCUGCUCUUCCUAGCAGUGUUUUUGAAGCUGAAAGACCAGGAUGUAAAUUCUCUGUGAUGCAGCGCGUAUCUACAUACUUCUACAAGGGUGCAUUGUAUGGAUCAGUUGGCUUUGGAUGUGGUAUUAUUGGUCAAGGAAUUGCAAAUAUGAUCAUGAAUGCCAAAAGGAGCUUUAAGAAAUCUGAACAUGACAUACCUGUGCCUCCUCUUCUGCAAAGUGCUGCUCUUUGGGGAUUCUUUCUUGCUGUGUCAUCCAACACACGUUAUCAAAUAAUCAACGGACUAGAAAGCCUUGUUGAAGCAUCUCCCGUGGCAAAGAGGGUCCCACUUGUUGCAAUGGCAUUCACUGUGGGUGUGAGAUUUGGCAACAACAUCUAUGGUGGCAUGCAGUUCGUAGACUGGGCCAAAUGGAGUGGCGUACAAUGAGUGAAGCUAGGCAAUUUCGCCUUUUUGAAAGUUUUAUUACCCAAAGUUGGCUAGGCAAUUCUUGUCCCUUUCUUUCUCAAAUCAAGGAGUGAAGCUCCCCACCAAUUUUUCAUAUGUAGGGCAUCUUUCUUGUGAUUAAAAUUGGACCAUGCCCCCCUUUACUCUUGAUUCCUCCUGCUUUUUCUUUUCUUCAAUCUUUUUCACAUUUUUAUUUUCAUUGUUAUCCUAUGUUAUACUAUAACUUAGUUGUGUCAUAUAUGUUCAAGGGAAGUUAAGGUUUUUAUAACUAGGCAUGGUAGUAUUAAAGUUAAGCUGACCAUUUUUUUGUUUGGGUACCGAUCUAAGCAUCGGAAAAUAUAAUUUUGCAUUUACUUUA
Messenger RNA from Glycine soja, 1816 nucleotides. RefSeq names its product protein RETICULATA-RELATED 1, chloroplastic-like. The transcript is spliced from 7 exons. Gene Ontology annotation, biological process: plant organ development. Gene Ontology annotation, cellular component: chloroplast inner membrane. Lineage: Eukaryota; Viridiplantae; Streptophyta; Magnoliopsida; Fabales; Fabaceae. The record is from RefSeq and is a predicted model, not a curated record. Bases 283 to 1440 code for a protein of 385 amino acids.